UCAGUUGAAGGAUUGGCAGAGAUGGGUGGAGGACACUGAAUGGAGGCAAGUAGAGGGAUUGGCAGAGAGGGGUGGAAGACACUGAAUAGAAGCCAGCAGAUGGAUUGGCAGAGAGGUAUGGAGAACACUGAAUGCAGGCCAGUGGAGGGAUUGGCAGAAGGGUGGAGGACACUGAAUGAAAGCCAGUGGAGGGAUUGGCAGAGAGGGGUGGAAGAUACUGAAUGGAGGCCAAUAGAGCGAUUGGCAGAAAGGGGUGGAGGACACUGGAUAGAGGCCAGUGGAGGAUUGGGAGAGAGGGGGGUGUAAAACACUGAAUGGAGGCCAGUGGAAGGAUUGGUUGACAGAGGUGGAGGACACUGAAAGGAGAUCAGUGGAAGGAUUGGCAGAGGGGUGGAGGACACUGGAUAAAGGCCAGUGGAGAGAUUGGCAGAGAGGGGUGCAGGACACUGAAUGGAGACCAGUGGAAGGAUUGGCAGAGAGUGGUGGAGGACACUGAAUGGAGGCCAGUGGAGAGAGAUUGGUUGAGAGAGGUGGAGGACACUGAAUGUAGGCCAGUGGAGGGAUUGGCAGAGGGGUGAAGGACACUGAACGUAGGCCAGUGG
Molecule: messenger RNA, 602 nt
Organism: Staurois parvus
Lineage: Eukaryota; Metazoa; Chordata; Amphibia; Anura; Ranidae
Source: the annotation of a GenBank genome assembly